AUGCCCCCUCCGGAUCCAAGAACGCGAAACAGCGUCGCGUUCGACUCCUCGCGGUUCACGUCAUUGUACUACUCUUCAAGCACAUCCUUGACCUCAUUGCUUGUUUACGGUGUUGCGUUCGCUCUCGCUGUCCAUACCGGGCGGGAUGUUCUGUCAUUCGAUGUCGACGUCUUCUGGCUGCUCAUCAGAGUGCUCGCCUGUAAGGGCCUGGGGGUCUUGCUGGGGGAGGUGCGGACGAAAAGGCUAUCGAAUUCCCCACACCUUGAGUGGUCUACGGUAGCUGUGACAUCCCUCUUGCUACUUCUACGGCAUGCGUGUUUCCUUGUAGCCCUCUCAAGCUUAGCUCCUCUAAGAGCCGUUAUCUUGACUGCGUCGUCACCCGUUUGGCUGAGGUCAUUCUUAGCACCGACAUGGACAGCGCGGACAUAUUUCUGUCUCCUCGGCUUAGUUUCCUCUUUCAGCCUCGAUGCCAAGUUCCUCCAUCAAAGUUUCCGAACGCCUUUCCUGACGUACGUAGUUGUUCUUGUGGACGCGGCUGCGUCCAUGCUUCUUGAAGACAUAUACGAUACUCCGCCUUCUCCUUCUGUCAUGGAAUCAGCGAGCGUACUUGGUGCUUCCGCUAUCGGCCUCCCAUUCUACUUGCUGCGAAAGAUUGCGUUUGCUAGGCCUCGAACCCCUAUCCUUCCCCUCAGUUCCCUGGCGGCUUGUCCGCUCUUAGCAUAUGUCAUGACGAAGCCGUCGUCCAAGGCAGUCCGGUCCCCGGCGCGCUUGACACCUCGGAAUACAAGUCUACUAUAUUAUCUUUGCGUAAUUGCCGCAGUGAUACUAGACGGCUUGCUGUACGCGGAAAUUCCGUCUUGGUCCGACGUGUUUGUAGGGGUGUUGCUUGCUUACGGUGUCCAUCAAAAGCCGACGGAUGGGCAAUCUCAAUUAUCCAAGCCCAUCAUGCCCGUCUUGCGGUCGUACUUGAAAAACAUUCUGGCUAAUCCCGAAAGCAGAAAGAUAUUCUACUUCUUGCUGCUUAAUUUGGCGUAUAUGUUCGUUCAAGUGCUGUAUGGUAUCUGGACAAACAGUCUUGGCCUAAUAUCUGACGCUAUUCAUAUGGCAUUUGACUGCAUGGCAAUUGGAGUGGGACUGGUGGCCUCGGUAAUGGCGACUUUGCCGCCGAACGAACGCUUCACUUACGGCUAUGGUCGUAUCGAAACACUGUCAGGCUUCGCGAACGGGAUAUUUCUACUCCUCAUCUCCGUCUUCAUCGUAUUCGAAGCGAUCGAACGCUUGAUGGACCCACCGGAGAUGAGCACGAAUCAGUUACUCCUCAUCAGCAGUAUGGGGCUAGGAGUCAACCUGUUCGGUAUGUUCGCCAUGGGCGGCCAUCAUCAUCACGACACGUUAGGGUCGGUCGGAGUGAUCAUCUCGACAUUGCUGAUACAAUUUUAUGGCUGGACUGGAUUUGAUCCCAUAGCCUCGCUAUUUAUUGCAAUUAUGAUUGCCGCUAGCGUAAUUCCACUGGUCAUUGACACUGGCAAGAUACUCUGCCUGGAUAUCUCAGAUCGCGAAGUCAGCAUUGAACGAGCUCUACUGGAGCUUGAUUCGCUCGAAGGAGUCGCUUCCUAUAAGUUCCCUAGGUUCUGGCCAAAAGACGCGUCCAGCGUCAUCGGAUCAAUCUGCAUUCAGAUACAUCCUGCAUGGACGCGUUCUGAUUUGUUAGAUCAUUCUGCGGGCGAAGUGGACCGGGUUGUCGAGAGAGUUGACUCAUUGCUUCGUAGCAGGAUACCGGGGCUGGAGGAGCUUACAAUUCAAGUGGAAGGCUGACACCAAGCGACUCGCGGAUGUCUCCAGUAGUACUGAUCACUACUGCUUGUAUUGAUAGAAGAUAUAUACCUUUUUCGUGGAACA
This is a messenger RNA of Gloeophyllum trabeum ATCC 11539, 1899 nucleotides long. RefSeq lists its product as uncharacterized. Gene Ontology annotation, cellular component: Golgi apparatus; membrane. The transcript has 12 exons. The record is from RefSeq and is a predicted model, not a curated record. Bases 1 to 1815 code for a protein of 604 amino acids. Lineage: Eukaryota; Fungi; Basidiomycota; Agaricomycetes; Gloeophyllales; Gloeophyllaceae. Gene Ontology annotation, molecular function: zinc ion transmembrane transporter activity. Gene Ontology annotation, biological process: transmembrane transport; intracellular zinc ion homeostasis; zinc ion transport.